Molecule: messenger RNA, 3360 nt
Organism: Prorocentrum cordatum
Lineage: Eukaryota; Dinophyceae; Prorocentrales; Prorocentraceae
Source: the annotation of a GenBank genome assembly
AUGUCGAGCCUGGGCGCCUCUUCUUCCGCUGGCGGGAGCCAGCAUGCCCCUGCCGCCGCUGUUGCGGCCGUGCGCGUGGCCGAGCGCACCGUCGCCGAGAUCGAGGGCGACAAAUAUGACGACAGGGGCAAGUACGCAGACUUUGCGGAUCGCUGCGGAGGGACGAGGUCGCCCCUGGAGCUCCUCGGCGUCUGCGAGCAGCUCUACUGCGAGAACGCUGACUGCCGCCUCUCGCUCGUGGACGAGACGGGCUUAUGGACUACCGACCGCCGCCCCCUUAACGCAGAGGGACGUGGCGACGAGGACAGCGUCUCGCAACGGGAGGAGAGCGUCACUAAGAUCGGCAUCGUAGACAUUCGCAAGGGGCCACGGUACAUGAAGUGCCCAGAGCACAUGAGGCGCGAAGUUCGUCCAGGAACGCAGUACUUGCUGUUCCACUGGGGCACCUUGCUUGAGGGGGCAAGGCGAGCAUUCGCCAAGGACGUCCAGAAUAUUAAUCGCACAGUACAGCUUUCCGUCACGAACGGUGUGAGGGCGUGCAAGGAGUUCAACCUGCGCGUGCCGAAGGACGCCAUCAGGUUUCUCAUCGACGUUGGCAACAUCGUCAACGAUCAGCAGACGCCGAAGACGUUUGUGGAGAUAUUGGAGAACACGGUUGGCAUUGAGAAGGCAUGGACGAAUAAGAAGAGCGCGAACGCUUGGUCUGCUCCAGCUUUGGGUGGACAGGCGAAGCUCGAGGAGUGCAAGUUCGAGUUCAUCAAGACCAUGUCGAAGUAUUUGGGGACGUAUCGCAACUACGAGCUGUGCAACACGUCCUACAGGGAGAGCAAGAAGGUGGUCAUCGACGGUACUACCACUGUGUGGGCGGAGUUCAAGGGCCGCGCCCAUGCCGAGACUGCGUUCACGCACCCUAUGACGUCGAAGCAUGAGCGGACCUUCAUCGUCCUUGCGUCUGCACUUCGCAGGUUGCGCUACAACCACCCUCAGUUCAUCGUGGACGUCAUCAUGCAGUACCUCCCCGUGACCCCUGCAGCAGGCAACAUCGGCAGGGGUUUCCUGCAUUCCGAAGGACUGGCGCCCCUCGGCGUUUUCAAGGAGGAUGCGAUCGACAGUCUGAUGGAGUCAAUGAAGGAUGGGGGGGAGUCGGCUGUAUGGGAGCAGCUCAAGGCGGACAAGGCGAAGCGCAGCGAUAUGCUCCUGCAGGAUCUGAGGGAGAAAAAGAAGAGCCAGAAGAAAGCCGAGAUGAUCAAAAUGAAAGCCCCGAGAGCAGACCUCGUCAUCGACGAAGAGAACGACGUGGGGUUCCUGCACCACCUUCACGAGACCACCGAGUACAUGAUGAAGAUCGACUCGACGAGGCACGACGACAUCGCGUCCUUCAAAGACCUUGCUAUCCGAGGCUGCCCGAUGGACUCUGUGGAGGUUAUGAAGGGGAGGGGCAAGUCCAAGCUGAACGGGUUCUCGGCUCUUCGCAAGAUGGCCAAAGCCGCGCUGUACAAGAACGCGAACUUGGCGCCGAGGGCGGCUACCGCGGACGAGAAGGCAGAGGAGUACAUCUCGCAGAUUGCAGCGAUGAAGGACCACUUCGUCGAGAACAACAGCAGGCUUCCCAUCAUGGGUCGCAUGUGCGCUGCGAGGGCUUUGAGCAACGCGAUGGGCAGGGUUGCUGAGAUUGUGCAGAAGCAGACGGUCUUCGUGUCCUUGAAGGAGGCGGCGCUCGCUAUUGCCCAGGCUGCCACUGAGGAGGUGCGCGUGGUGAUCCCAGCUGAGUGGGACAUCGUCGUAGACUUCAUCGUCAAGGCAAAGGCGCAGGACAAGCUAGGCGACCUCGCGCUCAUCGGCUGGAGCAGCCUGCUCAAGCUGGACAACAACAACUUGUCCAACGGCUCCGUCUACCUCGACCUGCUGAGGGUGCAGUUGUGGAUGCACAUGUGCAGCGUCCUCGGUUUGCAGUGGUGCACUGUGCGCGAGGGUGGCGACCAACAGAAGCAAGCCAAGUUCUUACCACAGCUCGUGCAUCAAUCACUGCUGGAGGCGAUGGGCGAGAUUCAGUCGAGCGUGUCCCAGCCUUUCGACUUCAAGACGCCCGAGAAGCUGAACAAUAGCACGAAGGAGUUCAUAGAGUACUUCGACUUGCGGGGUAAGCCUGGGGCGGGCGCCAGCAAGCCCGUGCACUGGGAGACGUGGGCCGCGGCGUGGAUUGAGGAGUCCUUUUGUUGCUAUGACGUGGCAGUCGCGGCCGAUGGGCUCGCCUACAAAGUGAAGGAGGCCCGUGACCUGUGUGUUCUGCAGGGAGCGACGGCAGCGCAGAUGAAGCACUUCGUCAGGAAUACCACCAAGAAGGAACUCAAGGUAUCUGCACAGGUGGACGUCUUCACGAACGAGAAGAACAAUAUGGUGAAACAUAUCAUUGAAGCGAUGGACGCGGAGCACGCCGCGGAGUUAGCCUCCGAAGCGGUCCAAUCGGCUCCGACACGCAUGAUGAUAUUGAACCGAGUUGCGCUGCAGACCAAGCCAGCGUUGAAGGAGAAGGAGCCCAGGUCGGAGAAGAAGAAGGAUAAGAAGGCCACCUAUGGCGGCGAGAGCGACGAGUCUGACAAGAAGGCCGUGGGGCCGCCCUUGCUGCGAGAGUGGUUCACUGAGGUCCAAGAGCGAGAGUCCGCUGUGACCCAAUGGAACUCGGAGCUCAUGAAGAAGGUGAUCAAUGCCGCGGUGUCGGAGAAGAUGGCGCAGGUGAUGUUGACCGAGGGCCCUUGCCCUGCAGGCUGCAACCUGGCACUCGACAUCAAGGAGGAGGAGACAGCGAAGGGCACGAAGAAGACCUCAGUGGAUAUCAUUCGCAAGAACGUUCCCAACGCCACAGAGUGCAGGCUCCCGUACUGGGGGGAGGUCGUGGACGGCAGCGUGGCCCAGCACUUGCCGAGGCACUCCGUCAUGCAGCUGAAGCUUGCAAGCGGAGACGGGCCAGACCUCUGGCUCGGCGGGGCUCAGUUUCAGAAGGUUAAGCGCAGCGACUUCUGCCCAGCGUGGCUCAUCACGUACGUGCAGUCCCCGGACAAGGACAAGGGCGCAGAUGUACAGGAGCCGCCGAAAAAGCAGGGGCGGAAGUCGGCUACGGGAGUCAAGUACGAGCCUCACGACACGCCCGAAGUUCACUACGAGCCGAUGCCGAUCGAGAUCACCGUGAAUGGCGCGGCCGCCAUCUUCGACUACACCAGGCCGUGCCUGAAGGACGUCGCGGGCGACGGCAAAGAUGUGUUUGGCAUCCCGUGCCACCGCAGGGCGGUGGACAGCGACGAGAUGGACAUCAAGAAGAAGGGCAGGGCGCUUAAGGGCGCCUCUGGCUUUGCAGCCCACUAA